AUGCCGGUUGCAGUGGCAAACUCGUUUGCGUAUCAAAAAAUGCAGAUAAAAUCUGAUCAGCAUGUGUCAAUGAUGUUUUCUUAUCAUCGUAGCAUAGGAACCAUAUAUUCAUUGGAGCUUUGUCUGAAUCUUCAGGAUAUUGGUGGAAGCUCGCCCAGUUCAAAUAAUGUGGAGGGUAUCAGAAAUAGUGAAGCUGCUGAUUUUGUUCCGACUCGGGAUAACAGUAGGGCCCCAAGUCCAAGCUUCAACGCGUUCGUUCCGCGGGAUCAAAUUGUUGGUAUUCAUGAAGCACGCCCCGCCCCUUCUACACAUGUCGGGUUCGAUAGGGUUCCUGAUGCUGAUAUUGCAAAUACGUCCGACGAGGAUGAGAUUGAAGAUUUCACCGGUGAUGAGGCAGAAGUCGUGCCUGAGACGCAGCCUCUGCUUCGCGAUGCUGAUCCUCCAACACGGGUCGAAGCGGAAGGUGGUGGUGCAUCUUCCUCGACACCAGCACACUACCUGUCCUUAAAUCUUGGAGCAAUGCAUUCGAGUAGCGUUGAGGACAGACCGAGCAGCUACCCUUUGUCGGGCGAGAUGGAACUCGAGAUUGGGUUAAAAUUUCUUAACCGGGAAAUAGCGAUGCUAGCAGUUAAAAACUACAACAUCCGUAGGAGUGCAGAAUAUAAGGUGGUAGAGUCAGACCAGAGUAGGUAUGUUUGUCGAUGCAAGCAGUUCGGAGAUAACUGUCGUUGGAUGGUACGGGUUGCGAAGAUAAUGUCCUCUAGAUUUUGGGAAAUUUGA
Molecule: messenger RNA, 780 nt
Organism: Arachis stenosperma
Lineage: Eukaryota; Viridiplantae; Streptophyta; Magnoliopsida; Fabales; Fabaceae
Exons: 1
Coding region: 1-780 (259 amino acids)
Source: RefSeq, a predicted model, not a curated record